ACGCUUCGCGCCUUUUUCUCUUCUAUUUUUCUCUCUCUGUUUCUCCGUCUCUCUCUGUGUUCUCUUUCUCUCUCAAAGAAAAAGGCAUUGAUUGUUGAAGGCAAGGCUCACCCGGAAAGAUUGAGGACCGAUGAUGAACUAUAGCUUGCCUAUAGCGAAGAGAACCAGGCAAGGGAGAGCCCUAAUUUACGAGGAGUACCAUGAGGAGAAGAAGAAGGAGAAGAGGAAGGAUAAUAAUGGGGUUGACUCGGUCACUCCAAGCGUACCCAGUAGAGGUAGUAGGAAGAAAUUGGCGGAGAUGAUUAAAGGCAUUAGUCGGUUUGAGAGAUUAGGGGAUAACUGUAAAAUGGAGACUCAGAGCGAGACUGUUUCUAUGCCUGGUAGAAGUGCGGAGGCCAGUGUGGAAGAGAUUCGUGUGAAUGAUUGCGCUGAAGAAGGCAGUGAAUCGAUGAAUUUGGUGGGCAGGGAGAGUCUGGGGUUGAAGAAUAAGAAAUGUACUAAAAUGGAAUUUGAGGGAUUGGAUAAUGUGGAUGAGAUUAUGGUGGAUUAUAGCGAGGAAGAUGUGGUGUUUUUGGCUGAAGGGGUGGAUUUGGACUGCGUGAACUCGAAUUCUUCGAGACUGACAUUGGGGUUGCAGAGAGAUGAGGGAGUUAUUUGUAUUGAUGCUGAUGAUGAGACUGAUUUGAGUGCGAAACAUGUAAAUGAAAGUGGUGUUUUGAAGUACAAUGGGGUGAGGGGUAGUGAUGAAAUGAUUUCAUUGUUGAAGGGAAAGGUUGAGAGUAGUUGCUUAAUUUUUGAUGAUAGAGAGUGUAAGGGUAUGGCGGCCAGGACUCGGUCGCGGUUCAGAUUGUUGAAAAGGAAUGAGAAUGAGGAUGGUGGUGAUGAUGCUACAUCGGCUGUUUCGAAGAGGAAUAAUGAUAAGGAUGUUGAUGGCAAUGUUCUCUCUGAUUGGCUGAGAAGGAAUGUGGAUGAAGAUGGUGGUGGUGAGGUUAUUCUGGAGACAUCGUUGGAAUCGUCCUCUAGUGAAGAUGACAAUAAUGAUGACGAUUAUGAAGCGAAACAAUUGCAAAGCUGCUGGGAUUCUAAGAAGAUCAGUUCGAAUAGCAGUAGUCAAGAGGAUGAGGAAGAGGAAGUUGCUGGGGAAAGCAAGAAUAUGAACAGAGGAAGUAAAAAAAGAGGAAGGCCUAAAAAAUUUGACGCUGGGGUCAAGAGGAGGAGAUAUGGAUUGGACUUCGUGGUGGAUAGUGACAAAGAUAUCGACGUUAAUAAUCACGAAGAGGGUUCUGUUAAUGUGCUUCAUUAUGUAGCAAAACGAACCCGUUCCCAUUUUAUUUCAAAAUGCAGAAAGAAAAAAAUGAAGCUUGGAACUUUUAGUCACCCUUUAUGUGUUGAUGAGGAGGAAGUGGAGUCUUCAUCUGGACAUGAUGACAGUAAUGAAGGCGGUGAUGAUGCUUAUGAGAGUGAAGAUGAUCUUAGUGAUGACGAGGCUUAUCAUGCUGGCAAGAAAACUUUGUCUACUAGAGGCAAAUAUAAGAGUGACAAAGGUAAUCGUGGUGAACGUGUGCAAUCCACCAAGAGGAUGCCCACCAAAUGUAAGGGCAUCCGCUGGGAGAAAAGUUGUAAUGUCAUGAAGAUUCUUAUAGAUUCCAUUUUGGAGAAGGAAGAACUUCGUCUAGAAGAGUUGGCUUCUUCCGGAGAUGAGGCUUGCAAAGAUGAAAGCAAUCCAUCAGUUUCCGAGACGUAUCUACCCCUGAAAUUCACUUUUGGAACUGAGGAGUCAAAUUCACAAAAGAAAUCAGAAGAUGAUAAAAAGAUGGAUGAACUUUGGGCUGAGCUUGAGCUUGCACUCAGAGCUAGUGAAAUUGGUUCGGUCGAUUCUGCUAAGGUUGAAAAUGAAGAUGCCCUUCCUCCAGAGGAUGAUGUUGAUAGUGCUAGCCUUUGCCACCUAGGGAAUCAUCAGAUUAUUCUUGAUGAACAAGUUGGAUUUAGAUGUGCAUUUUGCUCUUACGUCAAAAUGGAGAUCAAGUAUAUUCUACCAUCUUUUAGUACACAUCCUUGUGGAAAAUCAGACUGGAGGGACUCGGGGGAGCAAUGAAUCACUCCAUCUUUGAUGAGCUUGGUUCUCAAGAUUCUCUUUGCGAUUCCUACCAUGACAGUGGAUCCCGAGAGCAUGCUGAAGGCACAGUGUGGGACAUCAUUCCAGGAAUAAAAAG
Molecule: messenger RNA, 2213 nt
Organism: Juglans microcarpa x Juglans regia
Lineage: Eukaryota; Viridiplantae; Streptophyta; Magnoliopsida; Fagales; Juglandaceae
Product: SNF2 domain-containing protein CLASSY 4-like
Exons: 4
Coding region: 131-2095 (654 amino acids)
Biological process (GO): gene silencing by siRNA-directed DNA methylation
Source: RefSeq, a predicted model, not a curated record